UCUUUACCAAAGCCUUUUUUCAGGUAACUUGUAAAAAUAUUGAUAGAUUAUUCGUUCCAAAAACUGUACAUACAUUUGGUUUCUCGGAAUUAAAUCAGGUAACACCGCGGAUUUAAGUGUAACUCACCAAUAUACCCAUGUCGCGGAUUUAAAAUUUGUGGGUCAUAAAAUAGGCAGAUGGUUGAUCCGUAUUUGGCUUGCGUACCUGCACCUCUCUAUAUAAAGAGAAUUUUUUUCGCAGCAAAGGUUAGUCGAAAAGUUACGUUUCAACUGUAUAGUGCAUAUUACAGAAGAUGGAUUCUUUGCUGACUCAAUUGAAUAUGUGCAGUGAGCUGAUUGCUGAAGGAACGUGCAAUAUGGGCUGGCUGAACGAAUUCUGUGCCACUUUUCUGGACUUUGCCAGCGAACUCAAAGGGAAAUUGCCAGAGAUUUCCCCGCGAUGGCCGUUGGAAAGCGGUGAUAGCCUGGAAGUAGAGACCAUUUUCCUAUGCCUUACCCAGGUGGUAACCUGCAUCACCCACUUGGAAAGGGCCAUCAAUGUAGAAGCUUCCCAGAUGUCGCACCAUCAUUUUCUCGAUCGAAUGGAUUGGUGUCUUCGCCGGUUACUAGUCUCGUUGACGGAGCUUUCGCUACAUCAAGACGAGGCAAAAAAACUCGAGGAUCACUCGUUUGUAGAGUUAUUGGACCUGGCCCUGGAUCACCUGGAAAAUUACUUGGAAAAACUCAAUGAAAAGGAUAACAACUUUUUGGGUAUCGAAGAGGAUGAAGAGGGCUAUCAAUUGGCCAGCAUUGUAAACCACAUUGUACGCCAUGCCUUAGCCUUUGCAAACGUUGCUAUUAAUUCGGACAAGAAGGCUCUAUCAGCACUUUGUGAGACUUUACUCAGCGAAUGUGCCAUAUUCCACGAGGACGCAGGAGAUCCCAAUAACGGUCACCGCAAGCUGGAAGCCCUUUCCUUGGAGCGGGCUAUCUACUCUCUGGAAUCCUUUCUUAACGAGGCCCUUUUGCACCUACUUUUUGCCAGUUGGAUUGAAUUAGAAAAUAACCCGGUUAGCAAACUUAAAGCUGUACUGAAAACUGAUUCUGAUGAUGCUCAGGAACUUAUCUCUGCAUUCGACACUAACAUGGAUCGUAUUCAGCAAAUUGGAGUACUGGCCAUAGCAUUCUCGCAGAACAUUAAAACUAAGACCAUCGUCAGGAGUUGCUUGGCUUCGCUUGAGUCCCUGGAUGCCUGCAUUGUUCCAGCCCUCCAGGUGCCCCAUUCCACUGCAUCUGAAAAAUACGCCGAUAUACUAGAACAGCAUUUCAACGAAGAGCUCCUGAUAUUCAAAAACGUAAUCCACGAAAUAAUUGACAGUUGCUCGUUGAUCAACAAUUUUUUGGAUAUGUUAGGUGAAAGUGUCCACAUCCAGGAGAAGAGUCACAUCAAAUUUAUAAUACAAAUGGGAAAUGUUUUGGUGGAGCACUUUCGGUUACCCGUUAAUUACGGUGGACUUAGUGAAGAUGGAAAGCGGGUUUACAACGACUUUAUCGUAAUUCUGCGAGAAUGCCAUGCGAUCGUAAACCUAGCAAUUCCUGUGGAUCCGAAGCGGAUAGUAAAGCGCCUAAAGAUUUUAUAUUCUGUUUUGGCAAAGCUUAGGGAUAUUAUAAGCAAAGACAAUCAGGAUGCGGACGAAUCCUUAGUAUCUCAAAAACGAAUUGCUGUCAAUGCCACCAGAACCAUUUCCCGGAAGAGUAGAUCCCACUCAAAAAGGCAGAGAACGUAUGUAAAACCGAAAAAGAAAACUGAAACUUUUAUUCAAGAGGAAAGCUUAGCGGAGUCCAAAUGGAAUGAAAGCGAUCUAAUUAGUUUUCAAAUAACUGAAAUUCUAAAACUAAACUAAGGAUGACAGCACACAUUUCAAAUUAGCAU
Drosophila bipectinata is the source of this 1912-nucleotide messenger RNA. NCBI's taxonomy places the organism in Eukaryota, Metazoa, Arthropoda, Insecta, Diptera, Drosophilidae. The record is from RefSeq and is a predicted model, not a curated record.